Fragaria vesca subsp. vesca is the source of this 1195-nucleotide messenger RNA. RefSeq names its product putative glucose-6-phosphate 1-epimerase-like. The transcript is spliced from 10 exons. The coding region runs from base 10 to 972 and encodes 320 amino acids. The record is from RefSeq and is a predicted model, not a curated record. Gene Ontology annotation, molecular function: isomerase activity; carbohydrate binding. Lineage: Eukaryota; Viridiplantae; Streptophyta; Magnoliopsida; Rosales; Rosaceae. Gene Ontology annotation, biological process: carbohydrate metabolic process.
UCGAAGAAAAUGGCGAUGGCUUCUAUGCACAUUUCACUCCCUACCCUCACUCCACCAAACCUUCGCCGAGUCAAUCGGUAUUGUUUGCAAUCACAAAAAAGGUCGUCUGUUAUUGCUAUGGCGAGUUCGUACAAGGAGAUUGCUACUUCUGGAGUGAAGGUUACAGAUGGAGAAGGGAACUUACCCAAGGUUGUCUUGACCGGUUCAAAUGGCAGUGAGGCAGAUGUGUAUCUAUUUGGUGGAUGCAUUACUUCUUGGAAAGUACCGAAUGGGAAAGAUCUCCUUUUCGUGAGACCUGAUGCUGUGUUUAAUGGGCAGAAACCGAUCAGUGGAGGAGUUCCGCAUUGUUUCCCACAGUUUGGACCCGGCCUGAUGCAGCAGCAUGGAUUUGCAAGAAAUCUAGACUGGUCGAUCGUUGAUUCUGAAAAUGUGCAAGGAGAUCCUGUCUUAACUUUAGAACUGAAAGAUGGUCCUUACAGUCGUGCCAUGUGGGAUUUCAGUUUUCAAGCAUUGUACAAGAUUACUUUGCAAACAAAGAGCCUUUCCACCGAACUUUUUAUUAAAAAUACAGACAGCAAUCCAUUUUCAUUCAGUACCGCGCUGCAUACUUAUUUCAGUGCUUCUGCACAAGCAGCAUCAGUUAAAGGUUUGAAAGGCCGUAAAACACUAAAUAAAGAUCCCGAUCCCAAGAAUCCAUUGGAGGGCAAGGAAGAAAGGGAUGCUGUCACAUUUCCUGGAUUUGUGGAUUGUGUAUACCUGGACGCUCCUAGAGAGUUGCAUCUUGAUAAUGGAUUAGGUGAUAUAAUAUCUAUCAAGAACACCAAUUGGUCGGACGCUGUUUUAUGGAACCCAUAUCUGACAAUGGAAGCAUGCUACAAGGAUUUUGUUUGUGUGGAAAAUGCACAGAUUGGAAAUGUCCAGCUAGAGCCGGGUAACACUUGGACUGCUACACAACAACUCAGCAUCAACUGAAGAGUGGCUGAUUACUGUUCUUCAAUUUUGGAAAUAAAAUACAAUAUAUCUCUAUCCCUUCACUCGUAUUUCAUGUUGUAAAAAGAUUGAAGCUAAAAGGUAAAGCAUACUAGAAGCUUUCAAUUGAAGUGUAGCUCUCUACUGUUCAAUAAUAUAUGAUCCUGUAUAGGUUUCCAUUCUGUGUAUAAUGUUCCAUUUUUCAAUUAAUGAAAUGCAUUUCAAU